UUUUGUCUCCUGUCUCUCAGAGUAGGCGCGUGUAAACCCUUGAAAGCGAACACGUUCCUUCCAUCUGAACUAGUCCUCCUUAACAUGAAGAACGCAACAGAAGCUGUUUCCCUGACUAUCCUCUGAAGAAGAGUUGGGUCUGGUCUUUCAAUGGGUCAGCAACUGCGUCGAGCCGUUGGGAAAGUCAAAGAAGUUGAGAGAUUUCCAUCACGGGUCGCCGCCGAUCGGAGAUCUCUUCCGAAGGAAGAGCUCACCACCGCCGGGAAAUCACCGUCUACCGCCGCCGUCAAUAGUGUUUCUGAUGAAGCUGGAAGAACAACGAGUGAUGAUAAUGUUUUAGAAGAGCGAGACCCAAAGUACGAUACAAUGUUGAAUCAAAUGGUGGGGAGGAUAAAGGCUAAACCAGGUGGCAAAGCUGAGAUGGGAGAGGCAUCGGUAGUGGAGACGUCGAAGAGGCCGCUGCCAAAGCUCCGGAACACAACUCCUGAAUCAACAAGGUAUGAGGAGAAACCGGUGCCUCAAGGAACGUUGAACGUGGCACAAGUCAGACACAUCAUGCUUCUCUAUCAGGGAAAGGCUCAGGAUCACAACGGUCCGAUGAGUGUGGAUGAGAUAGCUAAAAACUACAGGAUUGACGUCUCUCAGGUCCAGAAAAUCACUCAGUUCCUGUCUUUGCCUCCAGAGGUUACUGAUAAGCAGAAGAAACGAUAUGAAUAAAGGUUAAAAAGACUCUGUUUGGUUCAUUAUAGAAAGUUUUGCGCGUCUGUGUGUAAACACUGAACCAGAGAUGACAAUGACUUUGAUUUUUUUUUUUUUCGCUUUUUCUGAGCAAUAAUGUAAAACAGCGUAGCUAAGAAUACAAAGCUUUGUUUUUCAGUUAA
Messenger RNA from Raphanus sativus (radish), 881 nucleotides. RefSeq lists its product as uncharacterized. The coding region runs from base 151 to 717 and encodes 188 amino acids. Gene Ontology annotation, biological process: mitochondrial respiratory chain complex I assembly. The transcript is spliced from 3 exons. The record is from RefSeq and is a predicted model, not a curated record. Lineage: Eukaryota; Viridiplantae; Streptophyta; Magnoliopsida; Brassicales; Brassicaceae.